AUGGAAAUGGAUUUACCUGUGGGUAAACUAAGUCAACUAUUAAAGCAGAUUUGGUGGCAUAGCCAAUCGAUAAACCAGACCUUUUUGUGCAGUGACCUUCAAGAUAAGGACGGAGAAGGAGCCUGGGUCUCUACAAUGAUCUUGUUGUGUCAAGAACUUAAUGGGGCUCUCUGCCAACAUUUGGAACAUGUAAGCGGGACACUACAAGUCACUUGUCAGCAACUGCACAUUCUCCUUGACAAACAGAAACCUUGCAUUUGGAGAGAAGAAAUUAAUGCUCUCAUAGACUGCCUUAAGAAAAUAAGUGAUUAUUUGAAGAGCACUGUUAUACAUCUUCAGAAAAAGGAAAAGGAUAUAGUUAAUUUACAAGCCAUGAAUCACCAAUAUAUUUCACUACACACACAAUCUACCAUCCAAAAUAUCUUCAGUGGAACAAACAUUUCUGAAAAAGGGAAAAUGGAUUAUAUUGAAACAGCUCAUGAUUCCAGUCAACCAUUUCCUCAAAUUUCUCCUCCAAGUGAAGGAGAAAGUCACAGUAUGAGCCAAAUCCAGACACAAGAAAACAAGGAACUGAUGACUUCUGCAUAUGCGGAGGAAGAAAAUAUCACAUUAAUGAAUGGAAAUGUCAUGAGACAAGAAAUGGAAUUUAAUGAGAUGUCCUUGGAAAAUAUGGCAGAAAAGCUUUGUAAACAAAUAGAGGCAGCUGAUGGAGAGAAAAAUAAUGUGAAAAGGGAAGAAAUUAAUGCUACUAGAUCUAGUAAAGAAUUUCCAAGAGAAUUUCAAAGUAUUAUGGAGAAUAUGAAUGAAGAGAAUAGAAUGUCUUCCAUGAAUGAUAUUGAGAAUAGAUAUGGGGGAAAUGUUCUUACAAAUGAUUUAGAGAAUCUAAGCCAAACAAAUCAAGUCCUGGAAAAAGCAUAUCUUGUUAGUCCAGUUAAUGAGACUGGUUCCAAAGUAGCCUGUUAUAUUACAGCACCAUCAUCUGUUCUACAAAACCUGACCUGCCAGAUAAUAAAUGAUAUGAGUUCUUUGGUAGUUAAUGAUUCUGAAGAGUUGGUCAGCAAUGUCAUAUCUGUUGAGUACUCAGACCAUGAGAAGAGAAUACCAUUUCCAAUCAGCAUUGCAAUCCCAUUUAGUGCACGCUACCGGGGAAAUUACAGAGACAUCAUGGUAAAAGUGUCUGAUGGAGACCUUCAAUCAAGUUACAUAAACUUAAGUUCAUUGGAAGGAACUCGAGGAAGUCAUAAGGGGACCUGGGCUGAAGUGAAAGUUUAUAAGCUUGGCAUCUUUUCUGUGGUGUCGUGCCUAAAGAAAGAAUCCUUUAUGGUUCCGAAGAAAGGCCUUUCCCUAAAGCUCAGCAUGGAUCCCCGGAUCUCCUUAAGUUAUCCCUCAGGAGUUUUCACCUCUUCAGUUCUUGUACAGUUAAAGGUCCAGCCAAUAGAUCCUUCACUACUGUCAACAUUAAAAACGAAACAAGAUAUUUAUUAUUCAGUAGUAUCAACUAGUCCUUUAAUCCAUCUCCAACAACCAUCAACACAUCCUUUUCAUAAACCAGUCACUAUCAUCCUUCCCUGUUCUCCAAAUACAGAAAGAAAAACUCCUGGUGCUGAGAUAGAACAUAAAAGGGCAAUUAGUGCUACUUUUAGAAAGAUCACAACAUCCUACCACAUCCGGGCAAAGAGUGCUUCUAUAAGAAAACCUGGAGACAAUGUCAGUGAGUCAUUGAAACUACUGGGUUUCAGAACCCGAGAGGGAGGUUGGUUUGUCCUCGAUGAUGCUGUUGUGAGAAAUGUGCAGAGUGGAAUUGUAUCAUUUGAAUUGCAUGAACAUUUAGACAGAUGCAGAAAUGCUGAGAUGAGUAUCAUUAUUCAAGAAGUGGCACUACAGAAGAAUCAUUUAGGCUGCACUGAAAAUGCAAACCAGGAUUUGGAUCAGCAUUCAGAGACAUUGAUUUUACCUCCAGACUUGGAAGAAACAAUUGCUGAGCACACCCAGACUCCAAUGUACAAUCAUGAAAAAUUAAUCAACCAUCCACAGAGCACUAAACGAACAUCCACAGAUCCUUCAGAAGCCCUUUGGGAAAACCUGCUGUACUGGUUGGCUGAAGAACUAUCGGAAGAAAAUGCAGCAUCCCUUGCCGAAUCCCUCCCUCUCCGGCGAAGCACCAUUCAACUUGUCAAACUGAAGAAUCCUGAUAACCUAACUGAGCAGAUCUAUGAAUUUCUUUCCUUCUGGAAGAAAACCCUCCCAACGUCUGUGGAUAAACAACGGCUCCUAUCACGUCAUCUUCGGAAGAUUGGCAGGAGCGAUCUUUCAGAAGAGCUCAAAUAUAGGUGGGAGAAUAAGGUCUUCUCUGAACUUCAGCUGUGGUCAGAUGUAGAGCAGUAA
Molecule: messenger RNA, 2385 nt
Organism: Gracilinanus agilis (Agile Gracile Mouse Opossum)
Lineage: Eukaryota; Metazoa; Chordata; Mammalia; Didelphimorphia; Didelphidae
Gene: DTHD1
Product: death domain containing 1
Exons: 10
Coding region: 1-2385 (794 amino acids)
Biological process (GO): signal transduction
Molecular function (GO): protein binding
Source: RefSeq, a predicted model, not a curated record